AGUGCUUUCCUUCCUCUCUAAUUCGUAUUUCCGCACUCUGCUUGUUUACUAUGUUACCUAAACACACCCACAAACACGAUUUUCACCACCUCCGCGAUGCACUUUUAGGCCCUUCGCCAGAAGACUCUCCUAAACUCGGCGAUCUUGACCGCGAAGCUAAAAGUAUGAUAGACGUCUGUGAAUCCGCAGCGCAUGGGGAAUUUGGUGAGCUUCGUGGAGCAGCAUUCUACAACCGAACCUGGAAUGUCAUCGAUCGAUACUGCAGCCUAGGGGAUGGUAUAGAUUCUCUUGUACGUCACAUCCACUCUAUGUGGCAUAUGUAUUACCAGCUUGGUGUGCAUACGGAGCACGAUACGUACGAUCAAGACCGUUUGGUCCUUGAUAUUGUCUGAAUUCAGGGAUUAGGACCGCUGACCAGGCCUGUAACUGGGAACUAUGGCAUUGAUGUCGCAAGAACAAUUGAUGGCACAGUGUGGAAUGAUCUUCCUUUCUUGGCUAUGGAUAUGACUGAAUUCUGGGUUAAGAAUUGUGCGACCUUGAAAAACGCCCAAAGACUUAACCUCGCAUCUUUCUUUGCUAAGCUGGCGUCAACCCGCGUUAGUAAGGAUCGCAUCUGCCAGAUCGGCCUUGUGUUGUUUUCCUCUACUUUGGAGGAAAGACGCGGGAUUGUCGGAGGGGAGCCUGAUGAACUUGCUUCACAUCAGUGGAUCUCGACUCUCGAUUUCAAGCAGCUUAUGCCGGCUGUAUGCGCGUGGAUCAAGGAAGCUGGCCACGUUCUUAUCCAGUUAUCCGAAGUCUCAUGGAAUGAGUGCCCCAGCAAAAUCGGGCAGGGUGGGCCUAUAUUUCUCGAAUCGGAAUUCGGGAAGCGAUCACCAACUGGAUUCACGCCAUGGAGAUGGAUGUACUGGCUUAAGCGCCUUCAUGAAAUUCGCGAAGAAGCGAAAGACGCAAAUGAGAAGAUUCUUGAGGAGCAGACAACUGAUGCUAUUGAUCGCAUGGUUAAGCAAGUGCAUGAGCGAAAUUCUGGAAUUCUCAGAGCGUAUCAAGACGGUGGGGACUUCUUGAAGCAAGACGAGCAUUUCUCAUGCUUAAAGGGUUGAUAAGCCAAACAAUUUCAAAUUUUCUUGCACUCUGUACUUAUAUUUCCGAGUCAUUUCACAGUCCCAAAAUCUUAGCCCGCUCGCUCUGCUAGACGAAGGUGAAGUAUCUUAAAUGUAAAAUGUUAGCUGAACGAGUGACG
Messenger RNA from Bipolaris sorokiniana ND90Pr, 1240 nucleotides. RefSeq lists its product as uncharacterized. Lineage: Eukaryota; Fungi; Ascomycota; Dothideomycetes; Pleosporales; Pleosporaceae. The transcript has a single exon. The coding region runs from base 498 to 1100 and encodes 200 amino acids. The record is from RefSeq and is a predicted model, not a curated record.